Messenger RNA from Misgurnus anguillicaudatus (oriental weatherfish), 3194 nucleotides. RefSeq names its product cylindromatosis (turban tumor syndrome), like (gene cyldl). Gene Ontology annotation, molecular function: cysteine-type deubiquitinase activity. Gene Ontology annotation, biological process: protein deubiquitination. The record is from RefSeq and is a predicted model, not a curated record. NCBI's taxonomy places the organism in Eukaryota, Metazoa, Chordata, Actinopteri, Cypriniformes, Cobitidae.
GUCUUAGUGAAACGUAGUUUCCUUAAAGAUUUGGAGCAACAUUAUUACUGUCCGACUAUGUAUCGUUUCUAUUAAUGUAACUUGAAGUUUAUUUCUUAUUUGGAAGAAGAUUUGACAGCUCUAUAUUUUAUAGAGAAAUCGAAAGUAGUUGCUGACAUCGUCUUUCAGGUGACAGGAUUUAAAGAAAUGAAUUCAAAGGAUGAGCAUGAGUACUUCAUCAUCAUUGCUAAACCGCCUCCACCAAAUGGAUAUCUAAGUCCUGGUCAAAUAUGUUUUAUACAUAAGAAACGGUAUGAGGACAGACAGAAAAGAAACAACAACAAAAUAUUGCCUGUAACAUGUAUAGGCAAAUUCUAUGAAAAUGAACUUGAAGCUGGGAUUUUGCAAAAACUGACACGAAGAUCAGCAGAAUUACUGUUGGCACUUGAAUCCAAUGAGGAGCGCAUAUUGGCACUAGCCAAUAAUGAAGAGUUGGAGAGGUCUUUACAUCUGUUAGAGGGCAGUCCAGUUUUUGUGGAAUUGUCUAACAAAUGGCUUACAGGUGUAAUUCGAUACAUUGGCAAAAUCUCAUCGACUAUAAAUAAAAGCUGUGAGCCAAUAGCGGGAGUCUUCUUUGGGGUAGAACUACAGGGUGAAGAUAAAGGAAAGGGCCAGAAUGAUGGCUCCUUCCUCGGCAAAACAUACUUCACAUGCCCCAGAUACUCAGGCAUUUUUGCCCCCUUUACCCGAGUCAAACCAAUGGAUACUGGCAAUUCCAUGUCACACAAGACACCUGCUGAGCCUCUUGAGAUUGAAGACAGAGUGGCUUUUUUUGAUGAAAGUGAACAUCUUCACCAUGGCAUGGUUAUGGACAUAGUGGACAAGGAAGGCGUCAAAUGGGUUGUAAUAUCCACCGAUAGAGAUGAAGAUGGGAAGGAAGGGGGAGUCAAAACAGUCCGAUUGGAAUGUGUACUUAAAGAGGAGUUGUUACCUAAAGAUGAAACUGAAAAAAUGGACACUUCUCUGGGCCCAGAAACAGGAGAUGCUAUGGAUUUAACAGGAAUCACUAUUGGGUCAUUAGUGAAGGUGAAAUAUAAUAUACCCGUUUACGGAACUGUCCGCUGGAUUGGAUAUUUGCCGGAAUAUCCUGAAAAGCGUGUUGGGUUGGAACUGGAGAACAGCUGUGGAGUGAGCGAUGGAACAUUCAAAGAAAAACGUUACUUCCACUGUCCUCCUAAAUGUGGUUUAUUUGUGAAACUGUCAUCUUGUAGCCCUGAUGACCGUUUUACUGGUGCAACGGAAACAAUGUUUAACGGAAAGUUUGAUCAUGACGUGGCAGGUGCAUCUUUGGAUCAGGAAAAUGUGCCACCAAUUAGUUCAGAAGACGUGUUAAAGCGACUGACUGGUAGUAUGAAGGGCGUUCAGGGUCACUGCAACUCUUGUUAUAUGGAUUCUGCCCUGUUUAGUUUGUUUUCCUGUUCAUCAGUCCUGGAUUCUCUACUUUUUAAAUCCACAAACCAUGCAGACCAACCCAUUCAAAACACUCUUCUAAAAGAAAUUGUCAACCCUCUGCGCAGAGACGGUUUUGUACGAGAUAAGAGUGUGAUGAAGCUUCGACAGCAAUUACAGAAGCGCAGCCGUUGCCCGACUUAUACCACAGAUGAAAAGGACCCUGAGGAGUUUCUCACUCUCAUCAUGCAAGAUGUUCUCUCUCUAGACCCUCCACUCAAACUGAGUCAGUCAGGGACUAAAGGCAAAGUGCAAAGCUGUUACUACUACCAAAUCUUUAUGGAUAACGACCACGAUUUAGUACUGCCGACAGUUCAGCAGCUUCUGGAACAUUCCUUUUACAGCAACGGUCUCAAAUUAGCAGAGAUACCUGCCUGUUUGAUUCUUACAAUGCCACGCUCAGGAAAGAGCUUCAAAAUGUUUCCAAAAAUCAUUCCAUCUACAGAACUAGACAUCACUGGUCUUCUUUAUCAGGGUCCUCACCCAUGCGUGGUGUGCGGUCAGCUAGCAACUGAAGAGUGUUCUGAAUGCUUCAAGGAACCAGUUUUCAGCCAUACAGGAUUCAAAUACUUCUGCUAUAAAUGUUCUGUUCAGGUUCAUACUCAUCGACAGCGUCAAUGUCACAAACCCAGCAGCUUACAGCUUCCUCAGGGCUUCUCACCGAGUUCAGGCUCAGAUCCACGCACUCCUCCACGUGAAAAACUAGAGCUGUUCGCUGUGCUUUGUAUUGAGACGAGCCACUAUGUCUCUUUUGUCAAAUAUGGACCACAACCUACUGACUGGAUCUUCUUUGAUAGCAUGGCUGACCGUGUUGGUGAAGAAAAUGGUUACAAUGUCCCGAAAGUGUCGGCGUGUCCUGAAGUCGGCCAGUAUCUGCAUAUGCCUCUGGCUCAGCUAGCAAAUCAGGUGCCUCGGGAGAUGGAAGGAGUGGCAAAACGGCUUUUCUGUGACGGUUAUAUGUACCUAUACCAGAGCCGCAGUAUGUCUCUUUAUCGUUGAAUGAAUUCAUGCUUAAUGCACACACAUGUACAGUAAAUGAGUACUUGUAAUGUAAUUACCAGUGACUAGGUCUGCUUUGUGAAUAUGAGGUGGGCGGUAUAAUCUUAUUAAACAUAAUGGAUGAUUCAGCUGAUUUUCCUUAACAGAUUUAGAGUUAAAUAAAACUACUCAAACGUGCCUUGUAUGUAUAAAAAUGUUCAGUAUAAAAUUAAGGCACUUUUUUAAUCCAUUCUGGAUUUUUUUUAUCGGAAUUGAAAGAGUCUAUUUUGCUGUAUUUCUAUUUUUUCUAUUUAUGCUCAACACUGCACUGCAAGAAGACUUUAGCUUGCUGCUUAAUUCCUAUAUGUUUAAAAGGGAUAAAGACAUUUUUGUUUACAUUUAAAAUGAACAAGAUUGUAAAAAAAUCGAAUAGAUGCUUAAGAAAACUUCCUUUUCAAUUGUUGUUGGUUUUUGAGGACUAUUUAUUAAAUUCUGUAUCGUGCUCUCUGACAAGUGAAUAACAUUAUGAGCCAUAUGUAGGGACAGUUUCAUAAAUGAUCUGUCAUCGUGUUUUGAUUUAUUUUACUAGACAUCCAUUCAUUAUACACACACUGUCUUUUGAAAAUUGUGUUUGGCUGUUGUUCUAUUGCAUUUGAUUUAAUUCCAAUGAAAAAGAUCAAGCAAUAAAUAAAUCUGUUUUGACAGCAACAUUGAUAUGAGGAACUACA